CCGCGCCGCGCCGCCCCAUAACUGCCCUUUCGCCGGCCGGGCGAGAGGUAGCGGUUCCUCAGGGCCGCGAUGGAGACGCCGCCCGCCUCCCGGGCGCCCUCCUUGGGCCGGGCCCUGGCCCGCAGCCCCGGCGACGAGCGGCCCGGCCGCCCCCCGGCCUCGGCGCGCGGCUGCGGCUGCAAGGCGGAGGUGGAGGCGCGGGUGCUGGUCAUCAACACGGGCGGCACCAUCAGCAUGGUGCCCGACGACAAGGGACUCACGCCUGAGGCCAAUAAGUUAGUAAGGAGCUUGAAAAACAUGCCACAGCUGCAUGAUGAAGCAUAUGCCCAGGAAAAAAGGCUGUACGACUUCCAUGAAUAUCCAGAUAAGACACUGGUGCUCCCUAUCUCUAAGCAAAACAAAAGAAUUAUCUACACAAUCCUGGAGCUCUCACCAUUACUUGAUUCUUCCAACAUGACUCCAGAGGACUGGGCCAAAAUUGCAAAGAAACUUGAGGAGCACUAUGAAAAGUAUGAUGGCUUUGUGAUUCUUCAUGGUACUGAUACAAUGGCCUACACAGCGUCAGCCUUAUCCUUCAUGUUUGAGAACCUGGGCAAAACUGUUGUUAUGACAGGAUCUCAGGUGCCCCUAUAUGAGUUGAGGAAUGAUGGCCGAGCCAACCUACUGGGAGCACUGCUCUUUGCUGGGCAGUUCGUGAUUCCGGAGGUGUGCCUGUAUUUUUAUAAUAAACUGUACAGGGGAAAUAGGGUGACUAAGGUGGAUGCUGGGAGUUUCAAUGCCUUUUCCUCACCUAACCUGCCUCCACUUGCAAAUGCUGAGGUUGAUAUUAAAAUAAACUGGGAUACAGUGUGGAGAGCCAAUACCAAAAAGAAAUUUCGUGUUCACACCAAUAUGAACAGGAACGUUGGGCUUCUGCGAAUCUUCCCAGGAAUCACCGCUGCUGCUGUAAAAGCAUUUCUUCAGCGUCCUAUUGAGGGCAUUGUACUUGAAACUUAUGGAAGUGGCAAUGCUCCAAAUAACAGAGAAGACCUGCUAGAAGAACUCAAGAAAGCAACUGAACGAAAAGUAGUGAUUCUAAAUUGCACCCAGUGCUUACGAGGGUCUGUUACAACAGUCUAUGCUACAGGGCAGACUCUCGCUGAUGUUGGAGUAAUUCCUGGAGGUGAUAUGACACCAGAAGCAGCCCUAACUAAACUGUCAUACACACUCAGCAAGAGUGAGCUUAGCUGGGAGGGGAAGAGGCAGAUGCUGAGUGAGAAUCUAAGAGGAGAAAUGACUGUUGUACCCACAGGAGACAAGAUCUCUCUGAGAGAUAGCAAGUUUAUUCAAGUGAUUGCCAAAUCUCUGAGUAUCAGCUGCAAGGAGGAGUUAGAAGCCAUAAGAGAUACAUUAAUUCCACCUUUGGCUUGUGCUGCAGCUAAACUGGGUGACAUAGAUGCUCUAAGAGCCAUAAGAGAAAUGGGUGGAAACUUGAGCUGUGAAGACUACGAUGGCCGAACUCCACUUCAUAUUGCAGCCUCUGAAGGUCAUUUACCACUAGUCGAGUAUUUGUUGAUGUCUGGUGCAACUGUUUAUGCUAGAGACAGAUAUGGAUCUACCCCACUGACAAAUGCAAUCCAGUUCAGGCACAUAGAAGUGAUUAACUUACUACGAGAAACUGGAGCUCACCUCUCAAGCCAUGACUUGGAGAACAUUGGAACAAUACUCUGCGGCCUUGCAGCUAAAGGUGAUGUGGAUGGGCUGUACGCCUGGUACCAAGCUGGUGCAGACCUGGAGCAAACUGGCUAUGAUGGCAAGAAUCCCCUACAAGUAGCAGAGGCUACAGGGCAUACUGAGGUUCUUGACUUCUUUAGACAGUAGCAGUAAAGAAGACUGUAGAAGAUGGUCAUUCAUCUUCAGAAACAUCAGCUUUGAAUUCUUAACGAUGUUAAGCAGUUAUGGAGAAAAAAAGAAGAGGGAACGAUGGCUACACAUUGAGCAUACAGGAAAGCUAGAACUGAUGCAACUUUAAGGCCUCACUGAUUUUCUAAAAGUGAUUUGCUGCUUUAGCUUUUAAUCACUUUUUAAAUGACUCUUUUUUUAUAAACAAUGAUGCUGGAAUGUAUUAUCUCUUUACUGUACAAGUUCUGUUUUUAAGUAGACCUCUUGAAUCUUCAUAUGUUAAAUCAGUGAGGAAAGUAUUGCAUAUGUAACAAAAUGAAAUGCUGUGGUGAAUUUAUGGCAAGAAAAAUCUGUGGAUUGUACACGUCUGUGUUUAAACUAAUAAAAUCUCUGAGGAACAA
This is a messenger RNA of Dromaius novaehollandiae (emu), 2282 nucleotides long. It is a transcript of the gene ASPG, whose product is annotated as asparaginase. The transcript is spliced from 16 exons. The coding region runs from base 70 to 1860 and encodes 596 amino acids. Gene Ontology annotation, biological process: amino acid metabolic process. Gene Ontology annotation, molecular function: asparaginase activity; protein binding. NCBI's taxonomy places the organism in Eukaryota, Metazoa, Chordata, Aves, Casuariiformes, Dromaiidae. The record is from RefSeq and is a predicted model, not a curated record.